Messenger RNA from Diaporthe citri, 1338 nucleotides. RefSeq lists its product as uncharacterized. The record is from RefSeq and is a predicted model, not a curated record. Gene Ontology annotation, biological process: tricarboxylic acid cycle; succinyl-CoA metabolic process. Lineage: Eukaryota; Fungi; Ascomycota; Sordariomycetes; Diaporthales; Diaporthaceae. Gene Ontology annotation, cellular component: mitochondrion; succinate-CoA ligase complex. Bases 1 to 1338 code for a protein of 445 amino acids. Gene Ontology annotation, molecular function: metal ion binding; ATP binding; succinate-CoA ligase (ADP-forming) activity. The transcript is spliced from 4 exons.
AUGUUCAGGCUCGCCCGCAGUCGAGCUGUGGCUUCGGCCUUUGCCGCGCCAAAGGUGUCUCCCUCCGUCAGAUUCCCCGGCCUGGCCCAGCAAAAACGGAACCUCUCCAUCCACGAGUACCUGUCUGCCGACCUCCUGCGCCAGUAUGGCAUCGGCGUCCCCAAGGGUUCCGUCGCGAAGACGGCUGCCGAGGCCGAGUCUGUCGCAAAGCAGAUCGGCGGCGAGGACAUGGUGAUCAAGGCCCAGGUCCUUGCUGGUGGCCGUGGAAAGGGAACCUUCGACAACGGCCUCAAGGGUGGUGUUCGUGUCAUCUACUCGCCCACCGAGGCCAAGAUGUUCGCCGAGCAGAUGAUCGGCCACCACCUCAUCACCAAGCAAACCGGUGCCGCGGGUCGGCUCUGCAACUCCGUCUACAUCUGCGAGCGCAAGUUUGCCCGUCGCGAGUUCUACCUCGCCGUCCUCAUGGACCGUGCGUCUCAGGGCCCUGUCAUCGUCUCGUCCUCGCAGGGCGGCAUGGACAUCGAGGGCGUUGCCAAGGAGAACCCUGAUGCUAUCAACACCAACUACAUCGACAUCAACGUCGGCGUCACCGACGAGAUCGCGACCGAGAUCGCCACCAAGCUUGGUUUCAGCGAGCAGUGCGUCGACGAGGCCAAGGACAUCAUCAAGAAGCUGUACCAGAUCUUCCUCGAGAAGGACUCCACCCAGAUCGAGAUCAACCCCCUGUCAGAGACCUCCGACCACAAGGUCAUGUGCAUGGACGCCAAGUUUGGCUUUGACGACAACGCCGACUACAGGCAGAAGGAGGUCUUCUCGUGGCGCGACACCACCCAGGAGGACCCCGACGAGGUCCGUGCCGCCGAGUCCGGCCUCAACUUCAUCAAGCUGGACGGCGACAUCGGCUGCCUCGUCAACGGUGCUGGUCUUGCCAUGGCCACCAUGGACAUUAUCAAGCUGAACGGUGGCCAGCCUGCCAACUUCCUGGACGUCGGUGGUGGUGCCACCCCGGCGGCCAUCAAGGAGGCCUUCGAGCUCAUCACCAGCGACCCUAAGGUCUCUGCCAUCUUCGUCAACAUCUUCGGUGGCAUCGUGCGAUGCGACGCCAUUGCCCACGGUCUUAUCAACACCGUCAAGGCCCUGGACCUCAAGAUCCCCAUCAUUGCCCGUCUGCAGGGCACAAACAUGGAGCAGGCUCACGCUCUGAUCAACGAUUCCGGAAUGAAGAUUUUCUCUAUUGAUGACCUGCAAAGUGCUGCUGAGAGGGCUGUGCAGCUCUCCAAGGUCGUGAAGAUGGCUCGUGACAUUGACGUCGGUGUUGAGUUCACUCUGGGUAUCUAA